UUCACCGAGAUGAGGGGGAAAGUGGCAGUGCCAUGGAUUGUCGAACCGUAAGCUGGAGGGCCAUAUAAGCUCGUCAUCAUGUCACUGUUGGUGGGGGAUCAAUCAAUCUCUCAUCAACUUCUCCAUCGACAGGCAAUGACCACACCAAGCAGCAGGCGGCAAUCGGAGAUGGCUCAGCAGCGGGCACAAUUGGAUCAUCUCUCCGACAUCCUAGAUCUCCAUCCUGAUAAGGAAAGGUCGUGUGCGGGAUAUGCAGUCUCGCAGGGUCGACGGUGCCACAAUCCCAUUAGUGCGGCCAAUCGAGUCUAUGCCGUGCGUCUGCUCGACGAAGGCACUCGGGGGUUGAAGAAGGGUAUGGACUUGAAAGAUCUUCUGGUGGAUCUGGCGUCAUUUGUUCUCUGCCGCGGUGUCCAUCAGAAGGGUCGGAACGAUCAGACGUUUGAGCUUGUGCAGAAAUGGAAGCAUCAGAUUCAGUCCGCCUGUGAGGAACUAUGUGAGGCAGAGGAUGUCGACGCUGGCCGGGACAUGAUGCACGCGGGUCGUCGCCGGGAGACAAUUGAGCUUGAGGUAUCAAGGAGGCCUCGCUGGCAAGAGAAUGGGCUCCUUCACCUAGGCGCGGGGGCCACCGAUUUCCACAAUUCCGACGAUCGUCUGGCUCGGCUGUCGGAUUUGGAUGAGCGCAACACUCGUAGGGCUAGCUUGCCUUCGGCUAGAGUGUCUGAAGCUACUCCUGCAACUCACUCGCGACACUUAGCGUCAGACACCAGACAACCUAGAGAAUUCACCACGUCUGCAAGGACCAUUCGUGCUUCUGCUUCGCCUUCUUCUGCUCAGAUAACUAGCUCAAAUUCUUCCCCUUCAACCUCGUCACGCUCAAGAUCCGGAAUAUCCGCGCUAUCCCCUCCGAUGAUCAGUCAGCGUGCCACUUUUGCAUCAACCUUCGGCUCCCGCGCUUCAACGACUGCCUCAACCAUGGCCUCUACCUCCUUCUCUUCAGCUUCGACUUCAGCUUUAAUCACCUCGCGUACAAGCACCAGCACAACUCCGUUUCGCAUCAGCGCCCCCGCCCGCACACUUGAUGAGCCGUUCUCUUCUCGUGUCUCGAGUUCUGCUUGUUCAGACGAGACCUCUCGCCCGAGGCCCACUCCACGCCUGAACAUCACGAAUCCUACUAGGAUUGUAGCAUAUCCCAGUCAGGCCACUGCUGCCACUCGCUCAGCCCCUAGAUCUUCGAAUCAUGAGUCAGACCCGCCAAUUUCUGCUCGUCUCGAAGUCGCAUCUAGUAUGAGUCCUACAAUGCGUUCGGAAAUAUCUGCAGUGACUCCUUCGGUAUCAUCUCGCGCGAGUAAUACUACUGCAGCCGCCCUUUCGAGCGAUUCUCCUGAAGUCGAAUCUCCUACAGUCUCGACACGAACCACCACACCACCCGCGAACGCCUCGUCCGAUCCUGCCCCAAGCUCAACUCGAACCCCCAAUCAGCCAUCAAACCCAAGAAUGACCACCCCAUCCCGCGCAGUCCACUUUGACCCUCUUGUUCUCCCAGCCUCGCAUAAUUCCUCAUCGUCAUCAACAGCAUCAACAGGUUCAUCAUCACCCACUUCAUCCACAACACCAGCAGAUCCAUACACCCUAAAUCGCAAACCUAUGACCGGCGACUGCUCCAUUUGCUACGAGCCCCUCCUCCAACACAACCACAACUCCUCCCAGGUAUCCCCCAGCCGAGCAGCGCGCGACAUCUCAAUCGUCUAUUGUAAACGACAAUGCGGCACGAACUUCCACUACAGCUGCAUGUUCUCAUGGAAGCAAUCCGUCUGGCAGACGGGACGGGAGCCGACGUGUCCCAUGUGUCGUACUGUCUGGCAACAGUGAGCUGAUUUCUGUCUUUUCUCUUCUCCUCACCCGUGCAUAAUCAUGCUGGUUUGGGGGGCGCUGCAGCUAAACCUUGUCUUUUAAUGAUCGGAAAGAUCGUUCUGAUUCAGGAGACAUGUUGUCUGGCAGCGCGUUUUCUCGUCGAGUAUUGAUGUUGUAGUGAGGUUUUCGAUGUCAAGGUUUUAGGGGUGCUUUUUCUGGGAGUUUGGCUUGGGAGAGGCUUUUUGGAUAUUUGGCUUGGGUAAACUUAG
Molecule: messenger RNA, 2120 nt
Organism: Aspergillus saccharolyticus JOP 1030-1
Lineage: Eukaryota; Fungi; Ascomycota; Eurotiomycetes; Eurotiales; Aspergillaceae
Exons: 1
Coding region: 169-1869 (566 amino acids)
Molecular function (GO): ubiquitin protein ligase activity
Source: RefSeq, a predicted model, not a curated record